Theobroma cacao (cacao) is the source of this 1544-nucleotide messenger RNA. The record is from RefSeq and is a predicted model, not a curated record. Lineage: Eukaryota; Viridiplantae; Streptophyta; Magnoliopsida; Malvales; Malvaceae.
UACAUUAUCUGUAUCUUCCAAAGUAAAACAAGCACUUUCAACACUGGAUUGGGCACUUAGAUGUGGUACCAUGCGUCCGCCUAAGGUAGCUGCUAGCGCCAAGUGGGCAAGUCCUUGUCUAUUGAAUGAUAUCAUCAAGCUGACGCAAGAUAGAUUGAAAAUUUCGUCUGACCUGGCCGCCAUGGCCCAUCUGCUAAUUUGACUCACGUGUAACUACAUCAUUCGUGGGUCCAAUAACGACCCAAUAAUGCUGUUUGAAUCCCUUGUGUUCAUGUAAUUUUACCACUCUUUCAUCCUUAUCAUCAGAGUAGAUAUUAAAUUUUUGUUUUCUCACUCCAAAUGGUGUGUUUUUUCCCUCCCCCUCUGCCUAUAUAUGUCCCCUGAACUUCCCAAUGUGUUUCCUAUGACCGAAGACCACUCACCACCAAAUACCAUAUACAAAGAGAAGAAUUAAGAAUUUCAAAUUAAAGCCUGAAAAUAAUCUCAAGUUUUAUCAAUGAAUUCUUCAUACUUCCAAUACCCAUAUUCUCAAUUCUCUCCUGAAUCAUCUUCUUCCUACGUUUCUCAAGAAAAUUUGUCACUAGAGUCGUUCAAUUAUCCCCCUAACCAAGCCCUUCCCUUCAACGAAAAUGACUCUCAGGAGAUGCUUCUCUUAGGAGUCCUAAACCAAGCUCCAGCAAGCUCCUUCGACACCGCAUCGGUUAAUAAUUCCAGAGAUGAUGAAGUAAGCUCAAAAGCUAAUGAAGAGGAGUCUACCAGGGAGAUAUCUUACAGAGGAGUCAGGAGAAGACCUUGGGGAAAAUAUGCGGCUGAAAUAAGGGAUUCCACAAGAAACGGCGUUAGAGUUUGGCUUGGAACCUUUGAUACUGCUGAGGCUGCAGCUUUAGCCUAUGAUCAAGCUGCAUUGGCAAUGCGGGGUUCUUUGGCUAUCCUCAAUUUUCCAAUGGAGAAAGUCUACGAAUCACUUCAAGAAAUGAACUAUGGGUUUGAAGAAGGGUGUUCACCUGUUUUAACAAUGAAGAAAAGGCACUCCUUGAAGAGCAAAAAGGGGUUGAUGAAGAAAGUCAAGAAAGAGAAGGAAGUGAGGAUGGAAAAUGUUGUGGUGUUGGAGGAUUUAGGAACUGAUUACUUGGAGGAACUUCUUAGCAUAUCCGAGAGUUCUACUCUUUGGUAAAACUUGAGAAUUACUUGCCAUUAAUUAAUUGGAGGAACUAAUUCCUUUUUCUUUUCUUAUAUCCUUACUGUUUAGACAUUGAGAUGUUGAGGACAACGACUUUUUCCUCUUGGAUAAUUGUCUUUUGUAAAUGCUGAAGAUGGAUAUAGGAUUAAAGUUUUUGUGGGACAUAGAAUUUUAUAUGUCAACUUGGGCAAGUGGACAACACCAUUAUUUGCUAGCUUUCUUUAUCAUUGUUCCAUUGAGAUGGAACUUGAUUGUGACAAUAUUGUCUUAGUUAUCAAUUCAUUGUAAUUAACAACUAGGAUUACAUUUGAUGUAUUUUGCAACUGAUUCUAGAUAAUGUUUAAAAGACAAUAAUUAAAUAUCA